Messenger RNA from Zea mays, 2463 nucleotides. The record is from RefSeq and is a predicted model, not a curated record. Lineage: Eukaryota; Viridiplantae; Streptophyta; Magnoliopsida; Poales; Poaceae.
CUCCGCGACGACAGCGACGACGAGGCCGGCGAAGGAGGAAAAGGCAGGCGAGCACGAAAAGCCGGAGGGCAACUCUCGUCCUCGUCCCCAAAGGGCAGCGGCAGGCCGGCUAUCGCCAGAUCCAUCCAAACCUUCUCGCGCAACCCUCCAAAAGAAAUAAUAAACAAACAAAAAAGGCAUGCGAGGGGAUAGAGACAGAGACUGAGAGAGAGGGGAAGGAGGAAGAAGAUAGUGUGUGAGAGAAAAAUAUUGACAAGUUUGGGUAGGGAGAAGAAGUGGGGGGUUGGGUGCGUGCGUGUAGGCCCCGCAUCCCCCGCGGGUUUUACUUUUUGAGCCGCCCGGUUUUGUCGUCUCCUCCGUCCGUCCGGCGUCCGGCUCCGCACCUCGCUAUUACCCCUCGCCCCUUCCCUCCUUCCUGUUCCCCUCCAUCACUCCCUCGCCUCCCCCGCUGUGCCGGCCUGCACACACAGACACACACACCACAGCCUACAGCGCUUCUGCUGCUCCAGCUCCUCGUACUACCGCGCCCGCGCGCUGCUCGUUCCCCGGCCUCUGCUUGCUUGGCUCGUCGAGCCCAGAGGUUGGUGGAGAGGCGGGGCUUAUUGCCCCAGAUAGGAGAUCGGGGACGCGGGAGGGCGCGUCGCGCUCGGGCCGGUCUCGGUUCAGCGGGAUCACUUGCCCGUGGCCGUGGUCGGGCCUCCGGCGCCCAUGUGGUGAGCCAAGCCAGGCUUUUGUUGCCCGGGGGGCAGAGAUCUUGCACUUGCAGCAGUGAAGCCGGCGGUGCGGUCCGGUCCGGUCCGGAGCCGAGCGGCGCCCACCGCCAUGGCCGGCAGCGACGAGGUCAACCGCAACGAGUGCAAGGGGGCGGUGCCGAUCCACACAUGGGUCCUCAUCUCCAACUUCAAGCUGGCGUACAACAUGCUCCGGCGGGCGGACGGCACCUUCGACCGCGACCUGGCCGAGUUCCUGGACCGGCGGGUGGCGCCCGACGCGCGGGCCCAGGAGGGGGUCUCCUCCUUCGACCACGUGAUCGACACGUCGACCGGCCUGGAGGUCCGCAUCUACCGCGCCGCCGCCAACAACAACGGCGGCGGCGGCGCCACCCUGCCCAUCCUGGACUUCCUCGGCGGCACGCCGGCGGCGUCGACGCCGUUCCCGGUCAUCCUCUUCUUCCACGGCGGCAGCUUCGCGCACUCGUCGUCCGGCACGGCCAUCUACGACAACCUGUGCCGGCGGCUGGUGAGGCUGAGCAAGGGCGUGGUGGUGUCGGUGAACUACCGGCGCGCCCCGGAGCACCGGUACCCGUGCGCGUACGACGACGGGUGGGCGGCGCUCAAGUGGGCGACGUCGCAGCCUUCCCUCGGCAGCGGCUCGAGCGGGGGCGCCCGCGUGUUCCUGUCGGGGGACAGCUCCGGCGGCAACAUCGCCCACCACGUGGCCGUCCGCGCGGCCGUGGCCGGGAUCCGCGUGCGCGGCAACGUGCUGCUGAACGCCAUGUUCGGCGGCGCCGAGCGCACGGAGUCGGAGCGGCGGCUGGACGGCAAGUACUUCGUGACGCUCCAGGACAGGGACUGGUACUGGAAGGCGUACCUGCCCGAGGACGCCGACCGGGACCACCCGGCGUGCAACCCGUUCGGGCCCAACGGACGGCGCCUCGCGGGGCUGCCCUUCCCCAGGAGCCUGAUCAUCGUGUCGGGCCUGGACCUCACCUGCGACCGGCAGCUGGCCUACGCCGACGGCCUCCGGGAGGACGGACACCAUGUGAAGCUCGUGUACCGCGAGAAGGCCACCGUGGGCUUCUACCUGCUGCCCAACACGAACCACUACCACGAGGUCAUGGAGGAGAUAGCCGACUUCCUCAGGGCUAACCUCUAGUACAUACACAGCUAGCCGCUGAUCGUUGGUGGUGGUGGUGAUGGUCGUCGUCGUCGUCUCCACGGAAAACUUCACUCGUUUUUAUAGCAAGACAAGAAGAUGGUAAGCCUGACUUUACAGUCGUUGUACCGAUCUGCUUGCUCUCUUCCUUGUGCUGCUGUCCAUGGCAAGGCAAGUGGUGCGCUCAAAAAGGACAGGCAGGCAGCUGCCUCCCCCCAUGUUGUGAUGACAAAACUCUAGUAGCUAGGAAAGGAAUCACGGUGACCUUUUGUUUCAUUCGUCGUGGUCGGGUCAAGUCUCACGUUCCGCUGAUCACAAAGCUCGAUGGUCUGCGGCGGCCUGCGGCGCCCCCCCCCCCCCCCCCCCCCCCCCUGGUUGAUGGAGAGAAGCCUAUUUAUUUAUUUCGCCUUCAAUCGCGCGCCCCCCUCUGGGCCGGGCUCCGGAGGGGGAAUUCAUCGUCUAACAUUCUACAGUGUGUUGUACAGUACAGUGGUGGGUGGACUGGCACUGGCCUUUUUUUGUUGCUGUGUUCGAUGUACUAUUACUGGUAGUUUCGCACACUCUAUGAAUCGUGUUAUUGUUAUUAUC